AUGGAUCAUACAUCUUGGAAUCGGGUUUUGAUGCAGUUUGGUGGAGGCAGCAGAAGCUUAUUAUACACGCAUACGCUGCAGAGGGACAAGGACAGGGACAGGGUGAUGGAUCCCAAUCAAUCGCCAGCUUCGGUUUCACAAGAAGAAUUCAAGCUUUUCCAUGCCAUAGACCGCGAGCUUUACAGCCUCUUGGUAAUCAAACUGUGGAGGGACCCAGCGGAGUCUAUGCAGAUUAUCGCCCUCUUGAUGUGGUUGGAGAGGACUGGAUUUCCCAAUGUCAUCAAGAAGAUGAUAUCUCUGCCAUACAUCUUGAUCAACGAACUCGCCGACGAAGCCGUCUCUUGCCUCAACUGCAUUAAUAAUAACACCACCACCACAACCCAUACUGAUAACAUAUUCAUCAACAACACCACCACCAUUGAUAUCCCUCUCAUACAAUGCUUGAUGGAGAAAGAAGUAUCCCUCCAAUUUUUCCAUCAAAACCGUCUACAUGCAAAUCAAGAAAUCAAAAGAAUUUUGAAAGAAGUUUGCAUUAGAGCUUUAAAGGAUAUCAUGCAGCAAUCCAUUAAUGAAAGAAAUAAAGCAAGCACAUCCCAAACCCAAUCCCCUCACAUGGAUAAUAUUUUGUCGUGCGUUAGUGCUAAUUCGUUUCAUCAAUUGCACCCAUCCAGCUUGCAGGUGGUUCAGGCUGCAUCGGGAUUCGGGCGUGUGGGACCAGUUGUUGGCAUUGGUGGUGGUGGUGGUGAUCAUGUGGUACCGGCGGAGGAGAGGACCAUGUUUGUCACCUUUUCUAAAGGAUAUCCGGUAUAUGAAUGGGAAGUGAGAGAGUUCUUUACCAGAGGCUAUGGGGAUUGCAUUGAGUCUUUGCAAAUGCAAGAAGUGCAGCCAAACGAGCAGUCGCUGUUUGCUCGUAUAGUUUUCCACUCGGCGUCCACCAUUGAAAUGGUUCUUGAUGGUUUGAGUAAAGCCAAAUUCACCAUCAAUGGAAAGCACGUUUGGGUUAGAAAAUUCGUGCCCAAACGCCCCAAAACCGCGCUUAUUUCUCCGACGCCGCCACCACCCUGCUGCGAUUAA
Ziziphus jujuba (common jujube) is the source of this 1074-nucleotide messenger RNA. RefSeq lists its product as uncharacterized. The record is from RefSeq and is a predicted model, not a curated record. Bases 1 to 1074 code for a protein of 357 amino acids. The transcript is spliced from 2 exons. NCBI's taxonomy places the organism in Eukaryota, Viridiplantae, Streptophyta, Magnoliopsida, Rosales, Rhamnaceae.